This is a messenger RNA of Echinococcus granulosus, 177 nucleotides long. RefSeq lists its product as hypothetical. Bases 1 to 177 code for a protein of 58 amino acids. The transcript is spliced from 2 exons. The record is from RefSeq and is a predicted model, not a curated record. Lineage: Eukaryota; Metazoa; Platyhelminthes; Cestoda; Cyclophyllidea; Taeniidae.
AUGGCGGCAGAGGCGGCAGCAGAGGAGGAGGAGGAACUGGUUUCCCUCACCACUGCUACCACUGACACACACUCCCGAGCCGGUUCCAAAGAUAAAGCAGGACAGACACCUUUAAAAGAAGAAUUGGAGAACUAUUCCCCCAGGUUAAUAAAACGGGUCGUAUUGAACUCAGCGUAG